Messenger RNA from Gossypium raimondii (Peruvian cotton), 495 nucleotides. RefSeq lists its product as uncharacterized. The record is from RefSeq and is a predicted model, not a curated record. Bases 1 to 495 code for a protein of 164 amino acids. The transcript has a single exon. NCBI's taxonomy places the organism in Eukaryota, Viridiplantae, Streptophyta, Magnoliopsida, Malvales, Malvaceae.
AUGUCUUCAACUAGUUUUACACAUCCUCCACCACCAGUUUUUAAUGGUGAACACUAUCAUAUUUGGGUAGUCAAAAUGAAGACCUACCUACAAGCUUAUGACUUAUGGGAGGUUGUGAAUGCAGAUGUAGAACCACCACCAUUGAGAGCCAAUCUAACGAUAGCACAGAUCAAACAGCAUAGUGAUAAUCGUGCUAAGAAAUUCAAGGUGAUGUCAUGUCUUCAGAAUGGUGUUUCUAAUGUGAUUUUCACUAGAAUCAUAGCCUGUGAGACUCCAAAACAAGUUUGGGAUAAGUUGAAGGAAGAGUUUCACGGUAUAGGCAAGACAAGGCAUCAACAAAUUAUCAAUUUGUGGAGGGACUUUGAGAACUUGAAGAUGAAAGAGUUUGAUAUUGUCAAACAAUAUUUUGACAUAAUCAUGGUUGUUGUAAACAACAUAAGGUUACUUGGAGAUCAGUUUCCUAAUAUCAGGGCAGUCGAGAAGGUGAUCACUUGA